Molecule: messenger RNA, 1797 nt
Organism: Ilyonectria robusta
Lineage: Eukaryota; Fungi; Ascomycota; Sordariomycetes; Hypocreales; Nectriaceae
Exons: 2
Coding region: 128-1432 (434 amino acids)
Source: RefSeq, a predicted model, not a curated record
CUUCGUCUCGUUCAUCCGCGCCCACACGGCGAAACGCUUCCUCUGACAACCUCGUCUCCGCCUUCGCCCACCACGCAAAGAUAACAGGCAGUUGCCCAGCGAAGGCACUCCGGGCGCCAGCAUCACAAUGUCCAACACUCAAGGGGGAACUCCCGCCACCGGCGAGGCCUCGGUUCCCGCUCCGACUACCGCUGCCGAGUCCCAAGCCACCUCCGCCGCCGAAUCGUCCUCCGCCGCCGCCGCGCCCACCUCAGAAUCCGUCUCCGAGCCAGCGACGAGCGCCGCUGCAUCGUCUUCGCAAGCCCAAGAAACCAGUUCAGCACAAGAGACUCAAUCCGCCGAGACUACCGCCGCUGCAUCGUCAUCAGAUAGUCCAGUUCCCUCCUCGACCGAACCGUCCUCGACCCAGCAGCAGCCCAGUAGCACUGCUCAGAACGAGCAGACAUCCACCUCGCCUACCGAAGCUGCCAGCAGCAGCAGCGACACCAACAACGACAGCAGUAGUCAGGACAACCAAACUUCCUCUACUCGAACUACCGAGGAGGUAUCCACCGUUGUCACUGUUACGAACAGCGAUGGGGCUGCCCAGACGAGCGUCGUCGUUAUUCGAACCAUUACCACCAACCAGGCCGCCACCGGGACAAGCUCAGAGACUGCCGCGACCACUACCUCGGCUUCCAAGGACAUCAAUAACUCGGGGGGUUCGAGUGGAGGUCUGAGCCAGCAGAGCAAGGUUGCCAUCGGGGUUGUUGUGCCUAUCGCUGCAAUUGCCAUCUUGGCCCUCAUUGGCCUCUUCUGGUGGAAGAAGCGUCGCUCCCGCAAGCAGGCUGAGGAGGAACGUCGAAAGGAGGUUGAGGACUAUGCCUACAACCCCAAUGCCGACCCUACCAUCCCCGCAGUUGGCAUGACCGAUGGCAGUUAUGAGAUGAGGGAGGAGGCGGCUUCGGGUUACCGCGGCUGGGGCAACACUACAGUUGGCUCCACCGGCCGCAAAGCCUCAACCACCAUGUCCGGCGGCCAGACUGGCCAGGCUUAUUCGGAUGCUACGUCACCUACGGCUCACAUGUCCGACGGCAGAUCCGGCGAACCCUUGAUGGAUGGCUCAUACUCACCCGAGGGCGAGAUUCUCGGUGUCAUGGGCCCCUCUUCAGCCAACAAUCGCGGGGGUGAUGUGCACCGCGGUCCCUCCAACGCCUCUUCCUCAUACAGUGCUGCCAGGUCCGACGGUUCCGAUCCCAUGGGUACCUCGUACGGCGCCGGUGGAACGUACUACGACCAGUACGGCCAGAAUAACCCAUACAAUGACGGAGGUCCGCGACCUGACGUCCCCGGCGCACCUGUGAUCCGCGAUAACCCUGCGCGGCGCAACACUCGCAUCGAGAACCCCUCUCACUACCCUCAACAGAGCGCGGGCAUUUCUCAAAACUUUUAAACGAAAACCACCGUCUGGGGCAGUGAAUCCCGCCGCCCCUAGAGCUUUCCUUAUAUUCAAGAUACCCGCCUCCUGUCGAAGACUCUCGCUUGGAAGUGGAUUAUGCACUGGCGUUUGAUUUUUUGGCAUCGUUUCUUUUGUUCUAUUUGAUGAGGGGGAUAUUUUCAUGUCUCUGCCAUUUACCUCGGCAGACUCACCUAACCUAAUCGCUCCUUGAAAAAUCGACGUCUCCUGUCGGGUGUUGUACCACCAGAAACAAGAGCAUAUCCGUUUUUUUACUCCCUUUCGAACGUUUCCACGGAAUGGAAUCAACACGAAGGGGCGACUUGCACGACAACGCUCGCUCCUGAAACGCUUAUAUCAUG